This is a messenger RNA of Clunio marinus, 210 nucleotides long. Lineage: Eukaryota; Metazoa; Arthropoda; Insecta; Diptera; Chironomidae. The record is from the annotation of a GenBank genome assembly.
AUGUCAAAGAUGAAUCAAUUUCAAUUUAGUUAUUUUACAUUAACUUUAUCACAUUAUUUUUAUUGGCCAUUCAUACAAGCUUUAUUAUUAGUUUUUCGACGAUUCUUCUAUUUUUUGCAGCUGAACAUUCUUUUAAUAAGUGAAAAAGUUCAAGAAAAUGGCAUUAAAUUACUGGGUUCAGCUGCUUAUGUACUUAAAUCUUUAUGGUAG